Molecule: messenger RNA, 3139 nt
Organism: Ipomoea triloba (trilobed morning glory)
Lineage: Eukaryota; Viridiplantae; Streptophyta; Magnoliopsida; Solanales; Convolvulaceae
Exons: 8
Coding region: 327-1955 (542 amino acids)
Biological process (GO): regulation of asymmetric cell division
Source: RefSeq, a predicted model, not a curated record
GAGAGAGAGAGGGGGAGAGAGAGAGUUGACUAUUUAUGGGUGGAGUGGAACAACAUCCAUUGCCAUUAUUAUUUCCUUUCCAUCUAAACCCACAUACAUAAAUACACACAUUUAUAGUCCUAGCAGAAAUUUAGGUAUGUAUAGACGCAAGGAUUGAAGAAAAAGAAAACAUCCUUAAACAAGUAAAUAAUGUUAGUUCACAUUUUCUGCAGUUGUCACCUCUGUUUCUCCCCCUAGCACCCCAAAGGUACCACGAUAUCUUUAUUGUUUGCUUCACAAUUUCUGGUAAUCCUCAAAAUUCUGCUGGCUGAUGUCAACUGAGAAACAUGACAUGCAUUGAGAAGUCAACUGGGCGUGCUGACAAUGAAUCUGUGUUUUGUAAUUUAACUCCAGCCCCUAUGCAUGAUUUCAAACCGGUUGAAUGCAACGAUUGUGCCCUUCACACAGCAGAAGAAAAAACGAACAUAAAGGAAAAUCAUGGAAUGUUUUGUCAUUUAAAUGACGGUAAGGGGGAGGCUGAUCUAUUUGUCUCGGAGGAAAAAGUCGUUCUUGACUCAACUGGCCUUGUAGCAGAGAACGAUUAUAUAACUAAUGGUGCUAAAGAUAUUGACAACUCUCUCAAACAUAUCGAGAAUGAAGAUGAAUGUUCACCGUUAAAGGAUGCUAAAGGUGUGAUCUUUAACUUUAAUGCUCACAAGACCACUGAAGAAGUUCUGUUCGAAUCUGAUAAACAGGAUAGAGAUAGGCUAUGGAAAAGUCCAGAAUCUGAAAGCUUCAUGAUCGAAAACUCUGGUGAUUAUGAAGUUCGAUGUGGCAUAUCUGGUGCAGAAUCUGCUUCAGAGUUUUCACACUCGGGAGCUGAUAAACACAUAAUGGAGCCUGAAUUUCCCGAGUCAAUAGCUAGCUACAAAGAGAGCAAUUCUAAUGACGUCAAAGAUAUUUGUAUUGACGAGGGGGUGCCCAUAGUAGACAAAAACUUGAUUGAGAACCUGAACGAUAGUAGUUUUGGCACGUGUGUUUCUCUACCCUCCAUUGGCGAUAAAAAUGACAACUUGGGAGAAGACGUUCAAAAGGAAAUGCUUUCUGGCGACCCAUCAAUAAUACAGGAUGCCAAGAUCGGUGCUGCUAAUGCAUCCACAGUUAUAGAUGAUAUUGAGUCUGUCGCUCCUGAUUGUCUAAUAUCAUCGGUGGAGGAUAAUGUCAAUAAAGAAUCUGCCACGGAUACUUACCUAGAGGAUUUGAUGAAGCUUUUUGGAUCAAAACAUGCCACAACUGUAAAAGUAGAGAAUGAUAUGUCUGAAAAACAAUCGUUUGGCAAUAAACCACUUCUCGAAUCGUUGUGUGGGCAGCAGCAAUGUCAGUCUUCUGAAGAGGCAAUCUUGGAAAGUCAUGCUACUGUGCCAACAAAUGCUGAAUCGAACAAGAAUGACCAUAGUACUUUUGAUUUAAACAAUUCUAAGGCAGCAACGGCUGAUGAGAGUGCUGAAAAGAUUUCCAAACAAGUCCUUGAUUCGGAUGCCAUGCCAAAUAACGAGGAAGGGAUUUCAGAUAAAACGUCAGCUGCACCUGCUAGUGAGGUUCAAUGCAGAACCACUGUGAAGACCAAUGAAAAUUCUUGUGGAAACCCUUUAGGACCUGAGUUGCAAGACACGCGUAAUAGUGAGGACAAAGCCUCUGCUAAAUUUUCAAUUGGUAGCCACGAUCAAUUUGCAGACGGGGAGGCUAGUUUCUCUUCAGUUGGUCCUAUGUCGGGUUUAAUUACUUAUUCUGGACUGAUCCCACAUUCCGGGAACAUUUCUCUUCGAUCAGAUAGCAGCACAACCAGCGCAAGAUCCUUUGCUUUCCCAGUAUUACAAUCCGAGUGGAAUAGCAGUCCGGUAAGAAUGGCAAAAGGAGAUAGGAGAUACCGAAAGAACCGGGGUUGGAUGCAGGGCCUUCUUUGCUGUAGAUUCUAAAUUCUUAAAACUAUUUCAUUUAGGCUCUUAGGUAUAAUACAUAUACACACACAUCAUGAAGACCAUAAGUUUUUUUUUUUUUUUUAACCAAAUGCUAUUUGAUACAUGUUGAUAUAUAUAUGUAUAUCUCUCUCAAGUUUCGGGUGCACUUCUAGUAGGUUGUUUCAGCGCAAGCUUUGAGUUGUGAUCUGAAGCAUGCGGUCAACAGAUGUAAAAACUUUACACUAUUGUAUUCAAUCAAAAAUCAUUUUCAAAUCUUUAAGCCAUUUUGCGACCCCUAUGCAGCGCUUUUGAGUCACGUUACUGAACUUUGCCAUUCCUUAUGAUCUUGUUAUGCUCAUUUUUCUUUCUCAAUCUGUGAAUAUAGCCUCUGCAUCUAUAAUAACUGUCCAUACGCUUGCAUCCUCGGCCCAAACUGUAUAAGCAGUAUAUAUAUGAGAGCUGUUGAGAAACUGAUUUCAAGAAAUAGUAGUGUGACAUUUUGGGUUGAUAAUACUGUAUGGUUAGUAUAUUUAACUGAGAAAACUCAUUGAUGGUCCCCGCAAUGAAAGGACAGGUCAACCAAAACAGUGUGAAGGUUCCUUAAAAGGCAAAGCGGGCAAAAAAAAUGUUGAAUUUUUGCAUAUGCAUUGCUGUUUUUGGCACACUCUUAGAGUCUUGUGCUCUGUGUACUCCUCUUUUGUCUUUCUCUUUUCUCUCUGCAGUUGUGUACAGGCUUUUCUUUUGACUGCUAUAAAUGCCCAGCUUGCUCUCAUAUAUUCCCCUGCAAGUACAAAACACCUAUUUGAGCUUCUUCUCAACACAUAGAAACACUGUCACACUGCCUGCAGAUAUGGAAAUAAUGAUCAGAGUGAUCACAGCUCUGUGUCUCAUUCUCACAGCUCAAGAAGCUCUUGGAAAGACAGUGUCCCAUUAUGAUCAAGGAACAGAUAACAAACAACAGAUUCAGUUCCCUGCUGCGAAUCCAAGAAAGCUCAAGCUAACCAACGAUGCUGCAACUGUGAAAAGCUAUGGAGAUGACACCCAUUAUCAUCCCACUACUGUCAAUAAGCAAGAAGUUGCAUUAUCAGUAGAGAAGCGGCAUGGGAGAGAAGGAAAGGUGGGAAGACAUGGAAGAAAAGGGACAAGGCAAGAGUGGAUGGAGGGGAGUGAUAGAGACAUAGACAUGUCUGAGUUCUACACGA